CUUCUGUUCAGUUCUGCCCUCUGAUUUUUUGCUCUGCACUCGACGAGUGUUUGUGUCAUCGGACUUGUUUGCCAGUCAAAGCCACUCGCACACCCACUCUACACUUUGGUCGACGUGCCCGUCCGUGACCCUGUCGCCCGCUACAACCCCUUCGAUUUUGACUUUCCUUCAAAAUGUCUGACAAGAAAGUGGUACCUAAAUAUGUGCCGUUUGUCGUCGGCGGUUCUGCGGGGAUGAUGGCUACCUGUUUUGUCCACCCUAUGGAUGUUGUGAAAAAUCGCAUGCAAGUCAGUGGUAUUGGCAGCAAAGUAAAGGAAUACAAAACAAGCUUCCAUGCUGCUGGUGGUAUCCUUAGAAAUGAGGGCGUAACUGCACUCUACUCUGGCCUGUCUGCUGGAUUGCUUAGACAAGCCACUUACACUACUGCAAGACUUGGAGUUUUCAAUGGGUUGACUGAAAGAGUUUCGAAAGAUGGAGCACCUCCUAGCUUUGGAGUGAAGGUUUUAAUUGGACUCUGUGCUGGAGCUGUUGGUGCAUUUGUUGGAACUCCCGCUGAUCUGACUCUAAUUCGUAUGACAACUGAUGGAAGGUUACCCCCUGCUGAGCGCCGUAAUUACAGUAAUGCUCUUACAGCGCUUGCUCGUAUUGCCAAAGAAGAAGGAAUUUUAGCUUUAUGGAAAGGCGCUGUACCUACAAUGGGUCGAGCGAUGGUUGUGAAUGCUGUUCAGCUCUCUACUUACCAGCAAGCUAAGCAACAGUUACUUACCUCAGGUUACUUUGAAGAAAACAUCAAACUUCACUUCUGUGCUAGCAUGAUUUCUGGUCUUGCAACCACCAUUGCUUCUAUGCCACUUGAUAUUGCCAAAACAAGAAUUCAGAAUAUGAAAGUAGUUGAAGGUAAACCGCAGUUCACUGGAACUAUUGAUGUUCUCUCGAAAGUUGUCCGUCAUGAAGGAGUUUUUGCUCUAUGGAAGGGUUUCACCCCUUACUAUGCUCGUCUUGGGCCCCAUACUGUACUCACUUUCAUUUUUAUGGAACAGCUCAACCAAUUGUACAAGAGUUUGGCUUAAAAUCAUAAAUUAUGCAAUUUUCUGCCAAUUCACAUCUAAAUUCUGGCAUUUUGGUUGUUCUACAUUCAACUAGAUUUUAUUUUUUUAAGCUGUAGGCAAUUCAUUGUUGUUGUUUUUUUUGUUUUUUUUACUGUUUUACAAUCACAGGCCUGUAUAUUUUUUCUAUUUUUAUGUUUUUAAAUGAAACAUUCCUUUGUGUAAUCCUCAGGUAUUAUGAAACAAUGAUGUUUUUAACAGCCUUGCUCGCCAUACCAGCUGGGCAUGUCAAUUGCUGUUCAUGGGUUUUUAAGUUUUCUCAAUUGCAUGCAAUAUCUGCCCUAGUUUUGCACAGCAAGAGACUAAUAGAAGAACUCAACUUUUUGAACAAAAUUCAACUAAAGUUGGCCUAGUCACGCAUUUUUUCUUUUUUUACCAGAUUUUAGGAUUGAACUUUGUGGAAGGUUUCCUGGCUAUCAUUGUAGUCAUUUAGACUUGAGUUACCAUGAUUAUGUAAGUAAAUUACAUGGUCUUGCCAUUUUUGGAGCUAUUUUCUUGUCAGACAUUGUAGUUUAAUAAUGUGGGCCGUGGUUAUGGAUGAUUAUUAAGUAAAGGUGCCGAAUUUUAACCUCUGUGUUUUAGUGAAGACAAUAAGUAGAUCAUAAGUGUUCUUUGUAAUUUAGCUGUGUGUACUCACUACAGUAUUUAUUAGGUGAAAUAGUUCUUUUGAACAAUUUGCGCAACAUUUACAGCAUUUUAUCUUCAUGCUAUGAAGUCUUGACAUCCUGUGCAAACAUCAUUGAGGUGAAUUUUACAUUGUAAAUAGCAUUUAUAGGUACUGAUUAUCGUAUCUGUUGUUAAAAUUAUCAAGAUUAUUUUUUUUGUUAAAUAUACUCAAAAGGAAUCUCUA
Messenger RNA from Frankliniella occidentalis (western flower thrips), 1956 nucleotides. RefSeq names its product mitochondrial 2-oxoglutarate/malate carrier protein-like. Gene Ontology annotation, biological process: malate transmembrane transport; oxaloacetate transport; thiosulfate transport. The record is from RefSeq and is a predicted model, not a curated record. The coding region runs from base 174 to 1070 and encodes 298 amino acids. The transcript has 5 exons. Gene Ontology annotation, cellular component: mitochondrial membrane. NCBI's taxonomy places the organism in Eukaryota, Metazoa, Arthropoda, Insecta, Thysanoptera, Thripidae. Gene Ontology annotation, molecular function: oxaloacetate transmembrane transporter activity; thiosulfate transmembrane transporter activity; antiporter activity.